Messenger RNA from Canis lupus familiaris (dog), 4444 nucleotides. It is a transcript of the gene PIAS2, whose product is annotated as protein inhibitor of activated STAT 2. The record is from RefSeq and is a predicted model, not a curated record. The coding region runs from base 110 to 1816 and encodes 568 amino acids. Lineage: Eukaryota; Metazoa; Chordata; Mammalia; Carnivora; Canidae. The transcript has 14 exons. Gene Ontology annotation, biological process: regulation of transcription by RNA polymerase II; protein sumoylation. Gene Ontology annotation, molecular function: SUMO ligase activity; zinc ion binding; transcription coregulator activity.
GGAUGGUGCUGGAGGCGGCGGCGGCGGCCGUGGUGGCGGCGGCGUCGUUGGCGGCAGCGGGAGGGGGUGCUGUGGCGGCAGCGGCGGCGGCGCCCGCGGGUGGUGUAAAAUGGCGGAUUUCGAGGAGUUGAGGAAUAUGGUUUCUAGCUUUAGGGUUUCUGAACUACAAGUGUUACUAGGCUUUGCUGGACGGAAUAAAAGUGGACGCAAACAUGACCUCCUGAUGAGGGCGUUGCAUUUAUUGAAGAGUGGCUGCAGCCCUGCGGUUCAGAUUAAAAUCCGAGAAUUGUACAGACGCCGAUACCCACGGACUCUUGAAGGACUUUCUGAUUUAUCCACAAUCAAAUCUUCAGUUUUCAAUUUGGAUGGUAGCUCAUCACCUGUAGAACCUGACUUGGCUGUGGCUGGAAUCCACGCGCUGCCUUCCACCUCAGUUACGCCUCACUCACCAUCCUCUCCUGUUGGUUCUGUGCUGCUUCAAGACACUAAGCCCACGUUUGAGAUGCAGCAGCCGUCUCCCCCAAUUCCUCCUGUCCAUCCUGACGUGCAGUUAAAAAACUUGCCCUUUUAUGAUGUCCUUGAUGUUCUCAUCAAGCCCACGAGUUUAGUUCAAAGCAGUAUUCAGCGAUUUCAAGAGAAGUUUUUUAUUUUUGCUCUGACACCUCAGCAAGUUAGAGAGAUAUGCAUAUCCAGGGAUUUUUUGCCAGGUGGUAGGAGAGAUUAUACAGUCCAGGUUCAGUUGAGACUUUGCCUGGCAGAAACAAGUUGCCCUCAAGAAGACAACUAUCCCAAUAGUCUAUGUAUAAAAGUAAAUGGGAAGCUGUUUCCUUUGCCUGGUUAUGCACCACCACCUAAAAAUGGGAUUGAACAGAAGCGCCCUGGACGCCCUUUGAAUAUUACAUCUUUAGUUAGGUUAUCUUCAGCUGUGCCAAACCAGAUCUCCAUUUCUUGGGCAUCAGAAAUCGGAAAGAAUUACUCCAUGUCUGUAUAUCUUGUACGACAGCUCACAUCAGCCAUGUUAUUACAGAGAUUAAAAAUGAAAGGUAUUAGAAACCCUGAUCAUUCCAGAGCACUAAUUAAAGAAAAACUUACUGCAGAUCCUGAUAGUGAAAUUGCUACAACUAGCCUUCGGGUAUCCUUGAUGUGCCCUUUAGGGAAAAUGAGGCUGACAAUCCCAUGCCGUGCAGUGACUUGUACACAUCUACAAUGUUUUGAUGCUGCCCUUUAUCUGCAAAUGAAUGAGAAGAAGCCCACCUGGAUCUGUCCUGUGUGUGACAAAAAAGCUGCCUAUGAAAGUCUAAUUUUAGAUGGGCUUUUUAUGGAAAUUCUCAAUGACUGUUCUGAUGUGGAUGAGAUCAAAUUCCAAGAGGAUGGCACUUGGUGUCCAAUGAGACCGAAGAAAGAAGCUAUGAAAGUGUCCAGCCAGCCAUGUACAAAAAUAGAAAGUUCAAGUGUCCUCAGUAAGCCUUGUUCAGUGACUGUAGCCAAUGAGACAAGCAAGAAAAAAGUGGAUGUUAUUGACCUAACGAUAGAAAGCUCUUCUGAUGAAGAGGAAGACCCUCCUGCCAAAAGGAAAUGCAUCUUUAUGUCAGAAACACAAAGCAGCCCAACCAAAGGGGUUCUCAUGUAUCAGCCAUCUUCUGUAAGGGUGCCCAGUGUGACUUCGGUUGAUCCUGCUGCUAUUCCGCCUUCAUUAACAGACUACUCAGUACCAUUCCACCACACGCCAAUAUCAAGCAUGUCAUCAGAUUUGCCAGGUUUGGAUUUUCUUUCCCUUAUUCCAGUUGAUCCCCAGGCUCCAUUUUGGGCUUUCUGAGCUCCCCAAAGCAAGUAGGAUCUCCUGAGCCAAAGGCAGUCCAACCCAAACUGGAAAAGUGGUAAGGCUGACCAGCAAAAGCAGCGCCAAGCUUUGCUUUUUUCACAUUGUAUUCUUUUGUGUUUCCAGUGGCAUCUUGGUGUUCUAAAAGGCAGCCCUGUGGCAAAAAAAACCAAAAAACUGAAAAUGAGGUUGUUAUCUCAGAUGUUCAAGUUGUAUUAUUUUCUUGAUUGGCAUGCCACAUAAUUUCCUAGACUGCUUUUAUUUCAGAAUGGCUUUUAAAGCUUCUUCACUCUGUGUUCUCAAAGCUUAUCUCUUUUAAGUAAUAUUUAUUAAAACUAUUGGAAUAUUCAGUAUGUCUUAUCAAUGUGUGUGUAGGAUAGAGUAGAAUACAAGAUGUGGUCCCAGGCUUUCAAGGACUCCUGAUCAGCUUUUCAAAAACCAAGAGUUCUUACCUACCAACAGGACAUUAUGCUAAGAAUUUUACCAAAAUAUUUCAUUCCUUACAAUAGCCUUUAAAGGAGAGUGGUAUGGUUCUCAUUUUAAAGAUGAAGGAACAGAUUGUAGGUAAGUUUUUCCGUGGACUUGGGAAUCUGAAACAGACCUUAUCUCAAAAGCUCUCUGACUAAACGGAAAUGGCCUUAACCGGGUAGGCUAUUUGGGCAUCUAGACAUAGAUUGUAAAAACUGAUUUUAGGUGAUGGCCAUGGGAAUAAGGAAGGAGUGGACCCUGGAGCCAUUUCAAAGGAAGACUCAUGCUUCAGUGGCAUGAACAGAUUACAGGAGUGAGGGCUGAGUCCACUUCUCAAGCCCAGGUAAACAGGAUGAUAGUGCUGUUUGGAGACCAGGGGCAUUAGUCAUUUAGGGGAGGCAGUGAGGAGUUUGAUGGGAAGCAGGAGGUUUCUGAAGCCCAUGUCUGUUACUCUGCAGUCUGAAGAUGUGCAGCCUGCCUUCGUUGUCUUUCACCGGUCUCCAUUCUGUAGAUCUCGUCAUUCCCAGGUGCCUAUCCACUCUCUUUGCUAAGCCAUGCUCGCCGUGUCUCCACCUUUUCUCUGGAUUUUUCUCUUCACUGCCUUGUCACCUGAAGUCUGGCACCCCCUGCACCUCUCACCAGUGUGGGCUGUGUUCACAUUCCACAUAACUUAAGUGGACGGGUAGCUGCCCGUCCUCUAUUGCAGUUUGUAAGUGAUUUCUCCCAAGGCCUCCGACUGAAGUCUGCCCCAUUUGCAGGCUGUACUGCUGCUUCUGCUCUUGCUAAGUCACCUGAACACAUCCUUGGAUUUGCUGAAGGACUUCACUUCCUGACUCGGUGUUUCUUGCCAUCUCUAACUUUGUAGAGUUAGAGAUUCUUGGUCUCCAACACUUUGAUGGUUAAUCCAUCCAACAAUCUAGCUUGUGAGAUUUUUGGUUACCUCCAAUACUUGUUCGCACCAAAAUGCCCAGCCACUAUUUCACCCUUUGUGUUUUCUCUGUACUUCUUGUUCAUCUUAGACUGCUCCAUUAUUACAGCCUUGAAUGUAUCCCCAGAUCCCUCCUUCAGGGUUUCCCAUCUAUCCUUUGAUUUGGUAUCGCAUGCUGCUUUUGCCCAUUCUUGUCCAUUAUUACAAAUGCACUCCUCAAACCAUGCCUGUCUCCGCAGAAGACUUUGCUUCCUAAUGCACUCAGAAAAUCCAGUUUGUCAGCAUUAUUUCUCUCCACAUGUGCUCAUCUUCAUUCUCCUUCAUUCCAGUCUCCGAGGAUGAGGUGGGCCCAGAGGCCAAGACAGCCACAUGGGCUUUUGACUUGUCUCCUGUCCUCUUCAGGACCUUUCUCCAUCACACUCCCUCAUUCCUGCAUGUCUUUCACCUCUCCUGCUGCUUUUGGCUUAUAGAAGUCUCAGCAAAUAUUAGAUCCUGCUACAUGCCAGGCAUCAUAUCAGGCAUUCAGAACACGAAAUAGAUAAAUACCUACCUUCACCGAAGUUGUACUUCAGUAGAAUAAAGAUGAGUGAGAUAGGGAGAUGACAGUGCAGUGGUAAAAGGCAAAAUAGAGGGUGCUAGGGUAGCACAUAGAUGAGGCAGUUGAUUCCAUGGAAGUGUCCUAUGAGUAGGACCAUGGGAGUUGAUUAGUUGUCAAGAGAACUGAAAAUGUUCAGAAUAGCUGGACUUUGGUUAAGGAAUGUGAAGUAUGUAAGAAAUGACAAAGGGCCUUAUAUGGCAAUGAGAAGGGCCUGAGGGGUUCUCAUGAUCAUUAACAGUUAAUGAGCAGCAUUGGUUAACUUUGGUAUGAUUGUCUCCAUUUUACAAAUGUGGAAACAUCAUGAGAGGGUGAGUGACUUGCCUGUGGUCAUGCAGCUUGUAAGUGGGUAGACAGGCUUCAAAUCCAGCUUUCCACCACCUAAGGCCAUCCAUGAUCAUUCUAUCUAAAAAGUAGGUAUUUCCUAACUAUCCUUAUCACUGUUUAUAUUUCUAUAUGGCACUUACCAUAACCUGUGUUUAUUUUAUGUGUUGCUUGCUGUGUAUUGUCUGUUUCUCUUACUAGAUUGUAAGCUCCAUGAGGGCAGGUGUGAUCUCAUUUCAUGUGCAUCCCGGAGCCUAACAAGGUGUGUGGUGCAUAGUAGGUGCUCAAUAAAUAUUUGUAAAUGAAGAAA